Molecule: messenger RNA, 373 nt
Organism: Anastrepha obliqua
Lineage: Eukaryota; Metazoa; Arthropoda; Insecta; Diptera; Tephritidae
Exons: 2
Coding region: 23-358 (111 amino acids)
Source: RefSeq, a predicted model, not a curated record
UGUAGUGAAGAAAAUUGCUAAUAUGAAGUGCCGAGUAAAGUCAAAAAGUGACAAAAAUAAAACGGGAAACCAAAAAAUUUAUUUAAAAAAAUGGGAACAUGAAUUAUUUGAAUUACUUUCUGCUGAAUCGAAUCCAGCUAUCGGAAAAGUUACCAGCAAUUUUUCGGUAGGCGUUAAUGCUAAUGAGAGUUCCAGCAGCAACUUAGAGAGUGCAGUGGGCAUUAAUAAUGACAGCUCCACCAGCAGCGCGGCAGUACAGAACACACCCGUAGAUAUCCCAUCUGUGCCACAACAACAAACAUCAAAAAGAAAGCUAAAUGAUAACGAACAUGAUAUUCGGCCGGUAACUCUUGGUUAGGCUAAGGAGCAUAGA